Molecule: messenger RNA, 1629 nt
Organism: Pocillopora verrucosa
Lineage: Eukaryota; Metazoa; Cnidaria; Anthozoa; Scleractinia; Pocilloporidae
Cellular component (GO): membrane
Source: RefSeq, a predicted model, not a curated record
UGUUUUCAUAGCUGACACGUUUUCGGAGUUUACAUUCACUUGAUUUCCGGAAAGGCAAUAAACCUUCGGGCUACACUCACAAGCUUUCCAAGAGGACCAAUCCAAUUUCUUGAUAGGAACGAAGCUCUUACAACCGUUCAACUGUCGAGAAAAAGAUAGAGAAACGAGAACUUGUGGAAAAAUGAAUCAAAGUUCUGGGAACCAGCGUUUCGCUUAUCAGCAACCAGUUCGCCAAGUCCCUCCAGGUCAAUCGCAGCCCAUGUAUUUCCAGGCCCAGGCCCCUCCUGGACAGUAUGCUCAACAACCAGUUGGACAGGUUGUACAACAGGUCCAACUGGUUCAGCCUGCAGCAGCAGCUCAGGAACCGACGUUGCCAAAGACUACCGAUUAUUGGAACAGUGCCUUGAUUGCAGAAAGAGUGGUUGAGUUUCUUUUCCUGUCAGCUGCUUGGAUAUCGAUUGUUAGAUAUUCCAGCCUGAGUGGAAGCGAUUCUUGGAAUAAGAUUGGAUAUUCGGCAUAUUUCAAAUAUUCCGGAGAUAGUCCCGUAUAUGAAUUUGGGAGAGUGAAUUUUUUUAAGGGAAUCACAGUGUUCUGCUGGAUCGUGUCCAUUGUAUUUCAAAUUGGGUUUGUUUUUGGCUUCAACUACAUCAAGCGUCUCUUGUCACGACCGUCACACUUGACAAUUGUGUGCUUCAUUGUGCAUAUCAUCCUUACCAUCUUACUGGUGGCUUGUACACUGAGCCUCGUGUUUUAUGCGCAUGAGAUGUCCAAGGCUUACGACUCACUACCCUUGGCUAUAAGGAUUAACCUUGAUGAACUCUACUUGGCACUGAUUUUUGGUUUCCUGGUCUGCUUUUCUUUCUUCGAAAGCGUUCGAUUGUUCUACAAAAUGAUCGUUACACAAAGAGGAGAGGAAGAAACCGACAACACUGCACAGACGGCUCAGGAGACUGGUAUUCAGUCUUCUGCUAUAUAACCCAAAGCUGAUAUUUGAGCAAGGAAAGAAAACUUUUAACUAGAUUACGAGAUAUGCUAGCGUACUGAAUGUAGUCAACCCUUUAACUCCCAAGAUCUGAUUGUUAAUUCUCUCCUCUAGCUGAAACACAUUUCCUUGAAAAUUAGUUAGGAGAAUUUGGUGUUAGAUCAAAUAACAACUUCCACCUGAUACAUAUGAAUAUUUUCAUUACCUGUUUGCUGGAUAAUGUGGGGAUAUUAUAGGGAGCAGUUUUAUGUUGAUCACUUCUGGGAGUAAAAGGGUUAACGUUAAGUUAGAGAUGCCUGAAUACGGUUUGGUAAAAUUGAUGAUAUAUGUUACCCAUUUUAGCUAUCUUUUUUUGCGAUGUUAGGUUUCGUGUUUUAGUGCUUUACACCAUGGGAUCACGUUUGUUUGUACUUUUUUCAGUCGGAUUGUUCAUAGUUAUGUAAUAAAAGGCAAUCAGUCGAAAAAAAAACCGACAAACUUCUCUGUGAUGGGUUUUUGUUAGGCCUUUUUUUACUUGGCUGGGCCUAAACAAUAUCCUCUUAUGCUCUUUUUUAACUUACUGACUUAGAGAUGUAGUUAGUCACUUUAUGUGAACGCAAAAAAAUAAAGUUUGUUCAUGGUCAGAUUGCUCCUGACCUAAACUGCAA